Messenger RNA from Ipomoea triloba (trilobed morning glory), 2574 nucleotides. RefSeq names its product histone-lysine N-methyltransferase family member SUVH9-like. The record is from RefSeq and is a predicted model, not a curated record. The transcript has 2 exons. NCBI's taxonomy places the organism in Eukaryota, Viridiplantae, Streptophyta, Magnoliopsida, Solanales, Convolvulaceae. Gene Ontology annotation, molecular function: histone methyltransferase activity; zinc ion binding; protein binding. The coding region runs from base 219 to 2222 and encodes 667 amino acids. Gene Ontology annotation, cellular component: nucleus.
GUCAAACUUUCGUCUCCUUUCUCUCUCGUUAAGCUCAAGCUUUACUCUGAUACUCAUUUUGAUUCCUUUUGGAACUUCCAUGAAAACCCUCUCGUUAAGCCCUAAUCGCUGCCGGAAACCGCUGUUCUGUCACCGUUGAUGAGCCACCGCUUGGGCGAGGGAGUGGUGAGUGGUUAUUUGUGAGGAAAAGUAGAAAGAAGGGGGGAGAGAAAGGGGGAAUGGAUUCCGUUGUUUCAUUUCAGGACCUUAAUCUGCAACUUGGAAGCUCCGGCGCCGGCUCCGCCGCCGCCGUCGCUACGAUUGUGCCGAAAAUCGAGCCAAAAUUGGAACCGUUCGACGAAUUUGCGCUUACCGGACUGAAGGCGAGUCCUUUGUUUUCAAACCCUAGCCCCACCAGAGAUUCCGAUUCGGGUUCGGGUUUGGGUCUCCCGGCCGUUACUGAGCCGGCCGGUGCUAAGAGGAGCUCGCAUUCCUCGGAGGAGGCCAAUGUGUAUUCGGAGUUCAACCGGAUAUCGGAGAUGUUUCGCGCCACGUUCGCGGAGAAAAUGCAGGGGUUUGGUGACGUGGACGUCGUGGAGGGCCCGGAUUCCCGAGCUAUUGUCCCGGUGAGCGACGAGGCUCAGGUUUCGAGCGCGGUUAUUUCCAAGAGCAUUCGGCAACGCUCGUCGGAGCUCGUGAGAGUCACGGAUCUUAAACUGGAGGACCAAAGGUACUUCCGGGAUAUCGUGAGGAAAGCCCGGAUGGUUUACGAUUCUAUCCGAGUUCUUUUGGUACUGGAGGACGAGAAAAACCAAGAAUUCGGCCAUUUUAGGAACAGAGCGGACUUAAAAGCCGCCCAGUUGAUGCGGAUGAGGGGGCUCUGGCUAAACCGUGAUAAGCGCAUUGUGGGGGCCAUCCCUGGGCUUUUUAUCGGAGACGUGUUCUUUUACCGGAUGGAAUUAUGUGUGGUUGGAUUGCACGGCCAAGCCCAAGCCGGAAUUGACUAUUUGCCGGCAAACCAUAGCUCAAAUGGGGAGCCAAUUGCAACAAGUGUGAUAGUUUCAGGCGGCUACGAGGACGACGAGGAUUCAGGGGAUGUGAUAAUCUAUACUGGACAUGGCGGGCAGAACAAAUUCUCCAAGCAAUGUGUGAGCCAGAAGCUUGAGAGUGGGAAUUUGGCCAUGGAAAGGAGCAUGACUUAUGGGAUAGAGGUGAGGGUGAUUCGUGGCUUUAAAUAUGAAGGUAGUGCUAGUGGGAAAGUGUAUGUUUAUGAUGGUCUGUAUAGAAUUGUUGAUUACUGGUGUGAUGUGGGGAAGUCCGGGUAUGGGGUGUUUAAGUAUAAGCUAGUUAGGAUUGAGAAUCAACCCGAAAUGGGGAGUUCUGUUCUGAGGUUGGCUCAGAAUCUCAGGACUCGACCACUAGUGGCGAGGCCAACGGGGUAUAUCAGCCUCGAUAUGUCAAGGAACAAGGAGAGUGUGCCGGUUUUUUUGUAUAAUGACAUAGAUACUGAUCAAGAGCCUGCUUAUUAUGAUUAUCUGGUGAAGACGAUCUUUCCAUCGCAUGUCCAGCAGCAUGCUGGAAAUGGCACUGGCUGUGAGUGUGUUGAUGGGUGUGGAGCCAAUUGCUUUUGUGCAAUGAGGAAUGGCGGUGAGUUUGCAUAUGAUCAUAAUGGGAUCUUGCUGAGGGGUAAGCCGUUGGUUUUUGAAUGUGGCCCGCACUGUCGUUGCCCUCCAAAGUGUCGAAAUCGAGUUACUCAGAGAGGCGUGAGGUACAAAUUCGAAGUGUUCCGGUCUAGAGAGACUGGUUGGGGAGUUAGGUCAGUGGACCUGAUCCAAGCUGGCUCCUUUAUUUGUGAGUAUUCAGGGGUUGUCCUCACAAUGGAGCAAGCCCAGAUUUUCAAGAUGAAUGGCGAUAGUUUAGUCUAUCCGAGUCGUUUUGCCCAGAGAUGGGCAGAGUGGGGAGAUGUAUCACAAAUAUAUCCCAACUAUGUAUGCCCAACUUAUCCUUCUGUUCCUCCUUUGGGUUUUGCAAUGGAUGUGUCUAAAAUGAGGAAUGUCGCCUGUUACAUGAGCCAUAGUUCCAGUCCAAACGUUUUUGUGCAGCUUGUGCUCUAUGAUCAUAACAAUGUCUGCUUCCCCCGACUUAUGCUUUUUGCGAUGGAGAAUAUCCCUCCAUUAAGGGAGCUUAGUAUUGACUAUGGGGUUGCUGAUGAGUGGACGGGGAAGCUCGCUAUCUGUAACUGAACAGUUCUUGUGAAUUAUUCAAUGAUGCUUAUCAGCUUUGUCAGUCGAUAUCCUGAGGAGCACAGUUUAUGGUAUGCGGUUGCUGUUCGAAGAUGUCUGGCGAAAAGCCUGUUUUCUUGAAUUUUGAUUUUGGUUAGUUUUACUCAUACACCUCGAUCAGUUUGUAGGGAAAGAACUUAUUAUAAUGAAGAUGUAUUAGUUCUGUAGUGAAUGUAUUUUCUAAGACGUGCAAGUUAAAGUAGGCUUGUUGACAGAAAAGUUUUGUGGUGUACUACUGUAGGGUGUAGCAGAGUCACCUUCUAAAGAAAUUUUACUUUCAUAUAAAUGAAUGGGGCUAUUGACUUUUCUCUUC